AUGGAGUUUAGGAUUCCGAAAAAUCUAGAUGACCUCGAGCAGAAUGUCGACGAGUCCUCAGGGUGUCUCCAUGUCACGGAUGUAGCAGAAGCGGCGAUCGAGCCCAACCUCGUCAGAGAAAUCUCCCGUGAGCUCGGGGAGAAGGAUCUCUUUUGUGUGCAGGAGCAAGAGACAUUCAACAAACUAUACUCGGCUGUCAAGUGCUUUGACCAGCUGGAUGCCUCGUCCAAGGACCUUCUUAUUGACUCCUUGGCAACGAAUCUUAGCUGCCUCGUUCCAUCCAUCGCAUCAUUCCUCGCGUCGUCUUCCGGCAACUCCUCCACGUCAGCGGCUGAUGCUGACGUGUCCACCUCAGGGCCGUCCAUCAGAUCCUACAAAAAUUGCAUCAAGAUUUACAGUUACUUUCUCGCAUGUAUCGUCAAGCACGCAGCUCUCGCCAAGGCGACGGAUAAUGCCGACCGCCCUGCUCAAAAGGGGGGUCGUCAAUCGCGGAGGAAGGCGGUGGUAUCGCACUCGUGGGAGUGGCAGCGCCAGAUGCCCAAGGUGCUCAAGGCGCUCGCUACAGCCACAUCCGUUAAGCUCGCCUCUCUCUACCACGGCUCCGCGCCGGAGGAGAGCCUUAUGGAAGCUUACUGCAGUCUGGCGUUCACGCUCUUUGAAGAUGCCGAAUUGCUCAAGAACGGGGAUGUGCGCGCGCCGCUCGUGCAGAUCGUGGCGCAGUGCGCCGUGAAACAGGGGUACUUGGUGCAGGUGGUAUCUGGCCUGCUGCAUCUGCUGCACCACCAGAAGCACUCCCCCGAUAUAGUCACGGACGUAGUGGUGUACGCGGAUGAGCAGCUGGGGCAGGCGAGCCUGGCGGCGGCGGUUCUGCAGGACGUGGGGAGGACGGGGCUGAAGGAGUAUAGCCGCGCGAACAGCGGCGUGCACGAGGACAUGGGGAGGACGGGGCUGAAGCAGUGCAGCCGCGCGAAUAGCGGCGUGCACGAGGUGGCGGAGUUCCUCGUCGCCCUCUCCAACAAGCAGCCUCGCCUGCUCGCCGCCUCCCUGCCGCUGCUAGUGCCGCACCUCGAGCACGGGGAGUCCGCCGUGCUCCGCUGCGCCAUCGUCACCGCCAUCAGCCGCCUCCUUGCGCGCCUCUACUCCGCCGACGCUGGCGCAGCGCCUGGCGGAGCGGGGUCCGCGGAAGGAGACGGGGGCGCGGUGGAGGAAGCGGAAGGGGACGAGGACGGGGAGGGCGGAAGGGAUUCCGCGGGUGGCGCGGAGGAGGAAGGCCCCGCGGCGAGGGGCGCGAUGCGCGCGCGGUUGCAGCGGCUGCGGAGCAAGCAGGGGCUACUGGCGGUGCUGAUGGAGCGCGCGCGCGACCAGUCCGCGCACGUGCGCAGCCGCGUGAUGCAGGCGUGGGCGUGGCUGUGCGGGGAGAAGGCGGUGCCUCUGGGGCACUGGAACGCGGUGGCAGAGCUGGCGGUGGGACGGCUGGAGGACAAGUCGUCGCUUGUGCGGAAGAACGCCCUGCAGCUGUGCAUGGGUGUGUUGGCCUUCCGCCCUUCGACCCCCACUCUUCCAAGGGCCCCCUUUGAGGUCACCGUGGUGUAUGCUCGUGCCGCUCAUGAUAGUCAUGCCCUUUCCACCAUUGUCCAACACUCCCAACCCCUCUCAACAGCUCCUGGGGGAGAUACUUCAUCAGAACCCGUUCGGCCCGAGUUUGCGAGUGGCCCCCUUCGAGGUCACCCUGGAGAAGGCUCGUGUCACUCAUGGUCCCACACACUCUCUCCACCACUCCCAACCCCUCUCAACAGCUCUUGGGCGAGAUGCUUCACCAGAACCCGAAAUGACGGGGCAGCAGCAGCGGGUGCAGCAGUGGAAGUGGGGAUGGUGGGGGAAUCCGGAGGAGUGGGUGAUGAUAGCUGGGUGGACUCCCAGGCCACCCAGGGGGACGGGGAGGGGGAGGGAAGCAAAGCAGGAGGCGCUGCUGGUGCUGCUACUGCAGAGAGACUUCCAGACGAAUCUGCUGGGGCAACAGGCGCGGCAGGAGCAACAGGUGCGGCAGGUGCAGCAGGUGCAGCAGGGAAGGCGGUGCUGGGGCGGUCGUUCGGGGUGGAGCAGACGCGCACGCUGGUGGCGUCGCUGAGCGCGGGGCUGCAGUUCUGCCGCCUGCUGGCGGCCGUCACGGGCGCGCUGGCGGCGCUGCUGGGGUCGAGCGCUGUGUCGGACGUGGAGGGCGCGAUUCUGCAGCUCACGGCGCUGCAGCACUUCCGCGUGGAUGGGGCCAGCGAGAGGCUCAAGAAGAUCCUGCCUCUGGUGAGAUAUGAGCGUAGCGAAAGCGCCGUGUGGGACGUGGAGGGCGCGAUCCUGCUGCUUGCGCUGCAGCACUUCCGCGUGGAUGGGGCGAGCGAGAGGCUCAAGAAGAUCCUGCCUCUGGUAUUCUCGCACGACCCAGCAGUGCGAGCAGCGGUGGAGGCAGCGGUGCUGGAGCUGCACGUGAAGGGGCGGUCAGCGCAGAAGGCAGCGCGCAGCCUCGUGGCUCUCACGCACGGCGCCUCUUCUGGCGACCUGGCGGCACUGGAAGUGCUGGUGGGCACGUUCGUGCACAACGGAGACGUCACCAUGCAGAUGGUGAGUGAGACGAGCGGAUGCACUUGUGAAUUUCUUCAAAGCUCAGGCUAUCCAUGCUCUUUUGAGGAGCCAAGAGACUCUUCUGGCGACCUGGUGGCGCUGGAGGUGCUGGUGGGCACGUUCGUGGACAAUGGAGAUGUCACCAUGCAGAUGUCAUCCCUGCCCAUAUUUUUCCAAACCCUUCAAAUUCUUCUCUCUUUCCUCCUCUCCCCUCUCACCCAUACCCUCCACCAGGUGACCAUCCUUUGGGACAUAUUCACUUUUAACCUGCCAGGAGCCACGUCAGCAGAGAGCACUGGCGCGCUCAUCCUCCUCUCCAUGGCCGCAAAAACCCGCCCGGAAAUCCUCAACCACCAUUUGAGCGCGCUUCUAGCCAUAGGCCUAGGCAGGCGCGCUCAGAGCGACCCCCUGCUCGCUCUCUACACCUGCAUCGCGCUGCAAAGGGUUUCUGAGGAGGUUAGGGAGGCGAUGGGGGCGGGGCACCGGGUAUUCGCGCUGCUCGAGGGGGUUAUUUCGGGUAGUUCGCUGGAGUUACCUGAAAAGGCGAGGUACGGGGUGAUGGAGCAGGCGGCUGCCCUAGAGCACCUGGUCCACGUGGAACGACUCGUGCGCCGCAUCCGGGCAGCCCGGGCAGCGAAGGAAAAAGCCGCGGCUGAGGCAGCAGCUGAAGCCGUGGAGGCCAGCCUGACCGGGAAAAAAACAAAGACAGGCAGGAAGAGCACAGGCCGGAAGAGUAGAGUCUCUGCAGCAGGGAAGAGGAGAAGCGUCGCUGCCACCCGUGCUGCGUAUGAGUACGAGAGUGACGAGGAGGAGGUGGGCGUGGAGGGUGUGGAUGUGAGGGAGGAGGAAGAGGAGCAUUCGGGUGACGGAGGGGAGAGCGGGGGAACGGAGGAUAAAAUGGGGGAGGAGCUGGGGACGGCAGUGACAGCAGAGGCGCAGCUAGAGGCGCUGCAGGAGCAGGUGGAGGGGGAGAUCGUGGCCAUGGAAAAGGGGCUGGAGAGGAGGCGGGGCGACGGGAGGGAGUUCCUGGUGGGGCGGGUAGCGUGGUUUGUCUCGGCGCUGUGCCGGCGGCCUCAGGCCUUUGCAGCGAGUCAGGGCGUGUAUGUGUGUGCUGUGCUGUCGCUGUCCAAGCUCAUGGCCAUCGACAGCCACUUCUGCGAGUCCCACCUGCAGCUACUCUUCACACUCCUCCGCACCCAUCCGCACCCCUCUGUGCGCGCCAACGCCAUGGUGGCCCUGGGCGACCUCGCUCUGCGCUGCCCCAACCUGCUGCAGCCGUGGACGCCCCACGCGUACACCGCUCUCAGUGAUGGGGACGCGUUCGUGAGGCGUCAGGCGCUCUUAGUGCUCUCGCACCUCAUCCUCAACGACAUGAUGAAGGUGGGUCAUUAUUGUGAUGAUGGUUGGACUUCACAACAGUGA
Molecule: messenger RNA, 4035 nt
Organism: Closterium sp. Yama58-4
Lineage: Eukaryota; Viridiplantae; Streptophyta; Zygnematophyceae; Desmidiales; Closteriaceae
Source: the annotation of a GenBank genome assembly